Messenger RNA from Entelurus aequoreus (snake pipefish), 1888 nucleotides. RefSeq names its product E2F transcription factor 3 (gene e2f3). The transcript has 6 exons. The record is from RefSeq and is a predicted model, not a curated record. Gene Ontology annotation, cellular component: RNA polymerase II transcription regulator complex. Gene Ontology annotation, molecular function: protein dimerization activity; RNA polymerase II cis-regulatory region sequence-specific DNA binding; DNA-binding transcription factor activity, RNA polymerase II-specific. The coding region runs from base 246 to 1286 and encodes 346 amino acids. NCBI's taxonomy places the organism in Eukaryota, Metazoa, Chordata, Actinopteri, Syngnathiformes, Syngnathidae. Gene Ontology annotation, biological process: regulation of transcription by RNA polymerase II.
GGUUUGUUUAUUGUGUACGUCACGAUGUAACUUCCGCCCGUUUACGAAAGUCGUACGCUGCUCGGUUCUUGCGUGUUUUGUGUGAAUAUCAGACAGAAUUGUGCUUCAAAGUCAUCACUUUGUCGGUAGGAUGACAUCCCAUCGUUUCUAAAACGGACAUACACUCAAUAAAACGGUAUCUCUGCGUUAUUUGUGGAGAUAUCCGUCUUAGAAUGGCGAGGGUCGCGCUGCUAUGCUAGUGGUGUAUGUUAUGUUAUGCUAGCAGAGGAAUGGCCCAUGUGAAGAGCAUGCUAAGUGACGCAAUAGCUGCAGUCUUGGAAGAGGACGUGCUGGUUAAAUCUGAGGUGUCCGAAGAACAAUCUGUAGAAACAUGUUCGGAGGAAAAGACGUUGUUGAAUGUUCCAACCUCCGAAAUGAAGGAAGAGAAGUCAACAGAGGAGCAAGCCACGUCCUUACCCUUGCACGGACAGGAUGGAGAAGCUGUUGGUGACGCGGGUUGUCAGAAUAAUGGCGAGGCGUCCGCACCCAAGACGGUUAACAUACCACCCUCCCCUAAAGACAAAAUAGUUAGUGCCAAAAAUCGGGUGAGAAGACCGCGAAUCGACACGUCGCUUGUUUUUUUGACGCAGAAGUUUCUGAAGAUGCUCCAGCGUGCGAAGCAUGGCGUUUUGGACCUGAACGACGUCUGCAGGCAACUCAACUCCUCCAAGAGACGCAUCUACGACGUCACAAACGUCUUGGAGGGGAUCCUCCUCAUCAAAAAGAAGUAUAAGAAUCACGUGCAGUGGAUGGGCGGGUGGCUGAACGAGAACACAGUGGAAGUGCUGAAACAGCUUUCUGAAGAAGAGAGGAUCCUGGAUGGGCUGAUCAAAACUUACACCCGUGACAUUCAUCGCUUGUGUUUGGAAGAGCAAAACGCCAGAUUGGCCUACUUGACCUACGAGGACAUUCAAAGCCUUCCCAGCUUCAAAGAGCAGACUGUGUUUGUGAUCAAAGGCCCCCCGGACACACAAAUAGAGGUUCCGCACUUGAAAGAGAGCAUGGAGGUCCACGUGAAGAGCACCAAGGGCCCGGUGGAGGUGUUCCUGUGCUCGGACGAACCUGUGCCCAUGGAGGUACCCAUGGAGGUACCCACGGAGGUACCCACGGAGGUACCCACGGAGGUACCCACGGAGGUGACGGACCAAGUGGCGGCUAACGAGGCCGCGCCCAUCAGUAGUGACACUACUGCCUCGUUAAUGAUAUCCUUUACGCCCAUGCCUCUCAAAAGUGGUCCUUGUUUUUAGGGGCGCCUCAAAACAUUGGCACCCUCACUCCUCCCCUUUGUACCGUCCGUCGUGCCACUCCGCAACCUGACCUCGGAAUCCACUUCAUGACACACGGGAAAGUCUGACUUCAGGAUCACCUUUUUUUGUUUUUUUGUAGCGUCACGUAGGGGUGUCCUGAUCCGAUACCAACACAAUACCAAGUAUCGGACGAUAAUCGCUCGCGUCUGAAAUCGCCGUGACAAGCUACGAUACGAGCAGUCCUGCAGCUGGACAUCCACUUACCAUAUUUUCCGCUCUAUAGAGCGCACCGGUAUAUAAGCCGCAUUCCACUAAAUUUGAGAAGAAACUUAUAUUUUUCCAUAUAUUACCCGUGCCGGACUGUAUGCCGCAGAUCAAUCAAUCAAUCAAUGUUUAUUUAUAUAGCCCUAAAUCACAAGUGUCUCAAAGGGCUGUACAAGCCACAACGACAUCCUCGGUACAGAGCCCACAGAUAUUUUUUUUAUUUGUAAAAAAGCACUUUACAUUGAGCAAACGACCUCAAAGUGCUACAGUGUAUUCGAAAAUAAAAAGAUAAUAGAAAUAAAAACUAGAAUGCAUAAAUCUAAAAAAAAGGCUUUUUU